Messenger RNA from Truncatella angustata, 2109 nucleotides. RefSeq lists its product as uncharacterized. NCBI's taxonomy places the organism in Eukaryota, Fungi, Ascomycota, Sordariomycetes, Amphisphaeriales, Sporocadaceae. The transcript has a single exon. The record is from RefSeq and is a predicted model, not a curated record. Bases 1 to 2109 code for a protein of 702 amino acids.
AUGCACUUCUCCGCCGUCCUUGCAGUAGGCCUCGCCGUGGGACUUAGUUUAGAGGCAUGCCCUUAUAUCAGAACGCGCGAGGCACCACGAGAUUGCCCCUACGCCGCAAAACUCUCGCAAGACAAUCGGAAAUUUCAUCAAAUUACCAAGCGUGACCCUCCGGCAACCGACAAGCUUGGGGUCAUGUACAUGAACCGUAUUGCGCCAUCUGGAUCUCAACUAUGGAUCUCAAAUGCAGAUGGCAGCGAUGCCGUAAAGUUGUUAGGUGAUCAAACGGCGCCAAUGGACUACCAUGCAACUUGGUCCAGAGAUGGAGAAUGGGUGGUUUUUACCAGUGAGCGCCGCGCUGAUGGUCAAUCCGACAUCUACCGUGUCAAACCGGACGGAAGCACUCUAGAAACACUAGUACUGAGCGAUUCCUUCGAAGAUGCGGCCAGCCUAUCACCAGAUGGUACAAAACUUGUGUAUGUUUCGACUGCUAUCAACUCUACUGCGAAUGUUUUCGUCCUGGACUUGAAAACCAAUACCGCGGUCAACAUCACAGGAAGUGAUGAGACAAUUGGAGACUUUGCCAGUCCGCAUGGCUUCUUCCGACCAUCUUGGUCUCCAAACGGCGAAUGGAUUGCUUUGACCUCCGAUGCCAAUACUGACUGGACUGGCCACAGCAACGGUACUGGCUGGGAGCACACCCAGACACUGUCACUUUAUGUUAUCCGACCCGAUGGUACUGAUUUCCGCAAAGUUGUUGGUCAGCCUGGCCACUGCCUUGGAAGCCCUUCAUGGUCGCCUGAUGGAACUCGUUUAGUGUAUUACAACCUGACAACGGAGGACACAUACAAUGCGCAUGGCAUUGGAGGUUUCGGCGGGGGUGGUGGAAGUGGCGGACGUCCGAAUGGGACAUUGCCAGGCAAUGGAACGACGCCGCCCAGUACUGGUACUGGUAAUCCCGGCUUUGGAAGUAGCGUUGUAUCACAACUCUUCACUGUCGACGUUAACACCGGGACAGACUUUAAUCAGCUCACAUUCGGUACUGAUCUGGUAGUAUCUGGCCAGUAUAUGGGAAACAGCACCAACGUUGGUUAUCUCAUCAAAGCUGGAGUGGUACCAGGCAUUGGCUACACGAUUGGCGACACUACGUACUCACCCUUCAACGGUACACUGCGAAAUCCGUCUUGGUCUCCAGACGGAUCGAAGGUGGUUUACGAGGUGUACGAGUGGGAUCAACGUCCAGCUGAGAAGCCGCUGUUCAGCUGGGAUAAUGAAUGGGAGUACCGCUUCAUGGACGUAUUUCCUCAAUGGAAUAAUGCAACGCAGCGGCUGGUCACGACUGACAAACAAAUUGGCGAUGCUUCCUCGUCUGUCCUCAUUACCGACGCAGACUACAGCGAUCCCUUGAUCGUCUUUGAUGUCCAUAACGUCAGUGGAAAAGUCCAACAAGGUGUCGGAGGCGCUUAUCAGCCUACGUGGAAACCUGACGGCUCUCAGCUCGCUGUAGGCUUUGGUUCAUGGUUUGCAGGACGAGAAUCCAAUGCAGGCACUAUCUACUUACUAGAUUCUGACGGUACCAAUCACCAGAAUCUUACAGAUGGCUCACUCAAUGCUGGGUUUCCAUCGUUCUCCCCGGACGGCACGAAGCUCGUUUUCAGACUCUGGGACUACAAAAAUGGCCCUUUGGGUUUGCAUAUCUUGGACUUGGAGACUGGAAAUACGACAAAGAUUACCAAUGGAUGGGAUAACACUCCUGGUUGGUCACCUGACGGGCAUCAUAUUGUGUUCGCUCGCCAAACCAACUGGACGGCCGAAUAUGGUGGACGGUGGUAUGAUGACCGCUUUGAUAUUGCUACUGUUAAACCUGAUGGCACAGGUCUCAAGAUCCUGACGGAAUCUCAUGCAAACGAUGCUCAUGCUGUCUGGGCUCCAGACGGCCGUAUCAUGUACAACAGUGGCAUGCAUGGUUUUCGUGAUGAAAGCCCGUUGUACGACAACACUUUUCAACCUUAUGGUCAAAUCAUCAUAAUGAACGCCGAUGGAUCAAACAAGACUGCCCUGACAGAUAGUAUGUGGGAAGACUCGAUGCCCCAGUAUAUUCCUAGCUCUUCCUUCGCGUAG